UUCUCCUACUAUGGAAUGCGAGCUGUGUUGGUGUUGUACUUUAAGUACUUCUUGCAGUGGGAUGAAGACUUGGCCACAUCCAUCUACCACACUUUUGUGGCUCUCUGCUACUUGACCCCUAUCCUUGGGGCCAUUGUGGCUGACUCCUGGCUGGGAAAGUUCAAGACUAUCGUCUACUUGUCCAUUGUCUAUACGAUUGGACAGGUUGCGAUGGCUGUCAGUGCAGUUCAUGACAUUACCGACUCAAACAGAGAUGGGACACCAGACAACAUGACCUUUCAUGUUGCGUUGUCCAUGGUGGGUCUCUUCCUCAUUGCUCUGGGCACUGGUGGCAUUAAACCCUGUGUGGCUGCUUUUGGUGGAGACCAAUUUAGUGAGCACCAGGAUAAGCAAAGGAGAACUUUCUUCUCUGUAUUCUACCUCUGUAUCAAUGGUGGGAGUCUCCUGUCCACCAUUAUCACUCCAAUCCUGAGAGGUCAGGAGUGCGGCAUCUACAGUCAGCAGAAAUGUUAUUCCCUGGCUUUCGGUGUCCCCGCAGCAUUAAUGGUGGUUGCACUCGUGGUGUUUAUUGUCGGGAGUGGUAUGUACUACAAAGCUGAACCCGAGGGAAACAUAAUGCUGGAUGUGUGUAAAUGUAUUGGGUUUGCCAUUAAUAACCGCUACAGGCACAGGAGCAAUCAGUACCCCAGGAGACAGCACUGGAUGGACUGGGCAGAGGAAAAAUAUGAUAAACUCCUGAUUGCUCAAAUCAAAAUGGUGCUGAAAGUCCUCUUUUUAUACAUCCCACUGCCAAUGUUCUGGACCCUAUUUGACCAAAAGGGAUCCAGAUGGACGCUGCAAGCUACCACAAUGAAUGGAUACUUUGGGAAACUUGUUAUACAGCCCGAUCAAAUGCAGAUUUUCAACCCCAUCUUGAUCCUGACUCUGGUACCUAUCAUGGACAGCGUAAUCUACCCCCUGAUUAAGAAAUGUGGCUUUAACUUUACACCACUAAAAAGAAUGACAGUGGGGAUGUUUCUGGCUGCUAUGGCUUUUGUCUGUGCUGCUUUGGUCCAAGUUGAAAUUGAUAAAACAUUGCCAGUGUUUCCAUCUGCCUCCCAGAGUCAGUUGAAAUUACUUAACAUGGGCAGCAGUGCAGUCACAGUCAAUCUGCCGGGCAACGAGUCGCUGACUCUUAAUGCAGCUCAGGCCAGUGACAAAUACUUCACAUUUGAAACAGAGCGAAUCAUUGUUUCAGUUGGCAGCCCUGGGAUGACACAAGCCAUCUUCUUGAAGAGGAAAUCCAGACAAACUCUUCUUAUUCCCUCAGUUAUUAGUGAUGAAUGGCUUCUGGACUUGACUUCCAAGCCAGGACAAGGUAACAAUGAAAUCCGAUUUGUAAAUGGAAUGAACAUGCCUGUGAACGUGACCACUUCUGCAGUGGACUUGGGACUAAUUGAGCCAUUUUAUUACUCCACUUAUUCCACAAUAAAGAAUGGAGAGACCAAAUUCUCCUUGUUGAGUGGUUCACAGUCAUGCGAAUACAUUAAGGACUUUGGAUUUGGAGGUUCAUACACUUUCUUCAUACCCAGCACUUUUGUCUUUGGACCAGAUUGUCAGGACUCUAUUACUGUGGUAGAGGACAUAGAACCCAACUCAGUUCACAUGGCCCUGCAGAUCCCACAGUACUUCUUCAUAACUGCUGGUGAAGUGAUGUUUUCAGUUACUGGUCUGGAGUUCUCUUACUCACAGGCACCUAGUAACAUGAAAGCGGUGCUGCAAGCCGGCUGGUUGUUUACAGUUGCUAUUGGUAACUUCAUAGUCCUGAUUGUGGCUGAGAUUGCAAAACUUCCCAACAAAUGGGCAGAGUACAUCCUUUUUGCGUCUCUCUUAGUUUUAGUGUGCAUCAUCUUUUCCACUAUGGCGUAUUUCUACACUUAUAUUGACCCUUCAGAAAUUGAGGACCAGUUUAGUAAAAAGGUUGAUGAAGAUGAAGAUGAUAAAGACAAGCGUGAGAAGGCAGAGAUCAAGAUGGUCAGGAGAGACUCAGCUGAAAGCUACGAUGACAGUUACAAACAAUCCAAUAUGUGA
This is a messenger RNA of Pundamilia nyererei, 2070 nucleotides long. It is a transcript of the gene slc15a1a, whose product is annotated as solute carrier family 15 member 1a. Gene Ontology annotation, biological process: oligopeptide transport; transmembrane transport. The transcript has 21 exons. Gene Ontology annotation, molecular function: transmembrane transporter activity. Lineage: Eukaryota; Metazoa; Chordata; Actinopteri; Cichliformes; Cichlidae. The coding region runs from base 16 to 2070 and encodes 684 amino acids. Gene Ontology annotation, cellular component: membrane. The record is from RefSeq and is a predicted model, not a curated record.